Molecule: messenger RNA, 411 nt
Organism: Gongylonema pulchrum
Lineage: Eukaryota; Metazoa; Nematoda; Chromadorea; Rhabditida; Gongylonematidae
Source: the annotation of a GenBank genome assembly
AUGCAUUUGUCAGGAUUGGAUGUGGCUGUCUAUGGAUUCCGUAGAAAUAAGCGAAAAGUGGAGGAGGCCGGCAUCUCCUAUGAACUGGGUAUUAUUCGCGAUAAACUGGCUCUCGGCUUAAGCACCGAACCGGUCCUGAAGCAGCAAACACGUGGUAACUGCUUAUUGAGCAAUAUGAAAGAUGUGGAACUUGAAAAUGAUGACGAGGUAAGGAUUCUUUUUUUCGUUUUUUCUGGAAACAGUCUCAAAAAAAAAAAAAAAAAAAUCAAAAUAUUAUUUUCAUGCUCGUUCGCAACUCGCAUUGACACAAUCCGCCAAAAAUUUAGACCAGAAAUCGCUGUGCGUCCAAUUCCAGUUUUUUUUUUUUUGGAAGAAAAUGAAAACGGUAGUUUUCUGACAAGUCUGAGCUAA